Messenger RNA from Sciurus carolinensis (gray squirrel), 2131 nucleotides. It is a transcript of the gene Brf2, whose product is annotated as BRF2 RNA polymerase III transcription initiation factor subunit. The transcript is spliced from 4 exons. NCBI's taxonomy places the organism in Eukaryota, Metazoa, Chordata, Mammalia, Rodentia, Sciuridae. Gene Ontology annotation, biological process: transcription initiation at RNA polymerase II promoter; transcription preinitiation complex assembly. The record is from RefSeq and is a predicted model, not a curated record. The coding region runs from base 123 to 1385 and encodes 420 amino acids. Gene Ontology annotation, molecular function: TBP-class protein binding; RNA polymerase II general transcription initiation factor activity. Gene Ontology annotation, cellular component: nucleus; transcription preinitiation complex.
GGCCGGAAAAGAAACGUGCAGCCCUUUUAAGGAUCCCCUCCUAGUUUCUGCUGCUGCACAGUUGCCGUCGCGGACGCAGAAGUGGGUAUCUAAGGCUUCAGCUACGCUGCGCAGGUGGUGAGAUGCCGGGCGGAGGCCGGUGCCCGGACUGCGGUUCUACUGAGCUUGUGGAAGAUUCUCACUAUUCGCAGAGCCAGCUGGUAUGCUCUGACUGCGGCUGCGUUGUCACCGAGGGGGUGCUUACCACCACCUUCACCGAUGAGGGCAACCUCCGAGAAGUAACGUAUUCUCGAAGUACAGGGGAAAGUGAACAAGUUAGUCGCAGCCAGCAAAGAGGUCUCCGCCGAGUGAGAGAUCUUUGUCGAGUUCUGCAGUUGCCAUCAACGUUCGAGGAUACAGCAAUUGCUUACUACCAACAGGCAUAUCAGCACUCUGGCAUCCGAGCUGCCAGGCUGCAGAAGAAGGAGGUGUUGGUUGGAUGCUGUGUUUUAAUCACCUGCCGGCAGCAUAACUGGCCCCUAACCAUGGGAACCAUCUGUGCCCUGUUGUAUGCAGAUAUGGAUGUGUUUUCUGGCACCUACAUGCAGAUAGUGAAGCUCCUGGGACUGGAUGUGCCAUCCUUGUGUUUGGCAGACUUGGUGAAGACUUACUGUAGCAGUUUCAAACUGUUCCAGGCCUCCCCAUCAGUGCCAGCCAAAUACGUGGAAGACAAAGACAAGAUGCUAUCUCGAACCUUGCAGUUGGUGGAACUGGCAAAUGAGACGUGGCUGGUGACUGGGCGACAUCCCUUGCCUGUCAUCACUGCAGCUACUUUCCUGGCAUGGCAGUCUCUGCAGCCUUCAGAUCGUCUGACAUGUUCCCUUGCCCGAUUUUGUAAACUGGCGAAUGUGGACCUGCCAUACCCUGCUGCCUCCCGCCUGCAGGAGUUGCUGGCCAUACUGCUGCGGAUGGCUGAGCAGCUGGCCUGGUUGCAGGUUCUGAAACUUGACAAGCGAUCUGUAGUGAAGCACAUUGGUGACCUUCUCCAGCACCGCCACAUGCUGGUCCGCAUGGCCUUUCAGGAUGGAACAGCAGAAACAGAGGACCAGGAGAAGGAGCAGCAGGGGCAGAGGCAGGAGCAAAGACAUGGAGAAGAGGAAGUGGAUAGUUCCUUAGAUCUGCCCAAGGGGAAGCGGCCAGCUAGUCCUGCUCUUCUUCUCCCACCCUGCAUGCUGAAGCCUCCAAAGCGGAUCCGUCCCAUACUCCCUAUCUCCACAGUCACUGGAGAUGAGAACAUUUCUGAUAGUGAAAUAGAGCAGUAUUUGCGUACCCCUCAGGAAGUUAGGGACUUUGAGAGAGCCCAAGCUGCUAGCCAUGCUUCCACAAGUGUCCCUAAUCCUCCUUGAUGCACAGCCACCAGAGGUACCUCACUUGACAACUGCUGGAUAAUAGGCAUGUCAUAUCCCAGGAAAUAGGUAUAUAUGAGCCCUUGGAUAUGUCUGGGUGUGCAGGAACUAAGAGUGGCACUGCAAAUAGUUGAACUUGAAGUCUUGGAGUAGAAGCUGGGAGGGGUGGCUAUAAGUGGAAAGAAUCUCCCUUGGUGCAGAUCAAGUUGCAUAUGUUCACAUUCCGUGGAAUGGCUUCUUGCCUGAUGGGGAAAAUGCCAGGCUCUUUUGCCCUGGUUUGCAUUAAACUCAUCGAUGGUUCUGCAGGCCUACUAUGGCUGUCCUAGAGCACUUCUGUGGAGUGGCUGGUACUCUCAGUAGUACCAAGCCUCAAGAGCAAGAACUGGAGAAUUCUUGGCCCCAUAUCCAUUCUAGGCACUAGUGGGUUUGUGUAUGUGUCAUGAAAUCCUCUACCUCAUUAACAAAAGGACUGUGUGUGGACUACAGCUAUAGCUCAAAGGGUUUUGCAAACUUUUAAUAUAUUAAAACAAGAGGCAUCUGCUAGAAAACAUUCUAUUGUAUAAAACCCGAGCUUUUAAAAACAUGUUUUCUUUGGCACUUUUCAUUCCCUCCCUCCCCUUUCCCCAGAGUAUUGCAAAAAGCUCUCCAGUGCUAAGGCAUUGGCAGGGUAUGUAAACAGCAGCCAGCGUAUGUGGAAGAAUAAUACAAAGCUUUUUUUUUUUUUUUUUUUUCCUAAUAUUGUCUGU